Molecule: messenger RNA, 937 nt
Organism: Eptesicus fuscus (big brown bat)
Lineage: Eukaryota; Metazoa; Chordata; Mammalia; Chiroptera; Vespertilionidae
Gene: TMEM52
Product: transmembrane protein 52
Exons: 5
Coding region: 51-560 (169 amino acids)
Source: RefSeq, a predicted model, not a curated record
CCUCAUAUAGCGGCGGGCGGCCGGGCCUGCGCUCCGCGUCCGCGCCCGGUAUGUUCGCGGGGGCGCCGGCCGCCCGCGGGCUCCUGCGGCUGCUGCUGCCGCUCCUGCCGCUGCCUCAGGUGACGCCGGGCUCCUCGGCCGGCAGCUGCGACCCCUCGGACCAGUGCCCGCCCCCCGCCCGCUGGAGCAGCCUGUGGCACGUGGGGCUCGUCCUGCUCGCCGUGCUGCUGCUGCUGCUGUGCGGGGUCACGGCCAGCUGCGUGCGCUUCUGCUGCCUCCGCAAGCGGGCCCACGCCCAGCGCCUGCCCCCCGCACCUCCGGCCUGCGACCUGGCGCUCCUCCCCGGGGACAGCGACAGCCCGGCACACAGCACCGUGACCUCCUACAGCUCCGUGCAGCACCCGCUGGGCAUGCGGCUGCCCCUGCCCUUCCCGGAGCUGGACCUGGACGCCAUGACCCCUCCCGCCUACAGCCCGGUCUACACCCUGGAGCUGCCUCCCUCCUACGACGAGGCUGUCAGGAUGGCCAAACCCGGACAGGAAGAGCCGCCUCCGCCGUAGCCUCGGGCCCGGGACCCCGGAAGGGCGGGGGAGCGGAGCCUCCAAGCCCAGCACCCCCAGCUGUCACCCUGGUGUCUCUCAGAGGGGGUGGGGAAGGUCUCCCAAUGCCACCAGCCACCCUGUGCACCCAGGGGACCCCCAGCACCCUCCCCAUCCUUCCCCCGGGAAGGCCGGACGUCCAGCACAUUGCUGCAGCCCUGGCCUCGUUGCUAUGCAACUCCAGGCAGACACACACACACACACACACACACACACACACACACACACGUCGCUACAUCCAGCCCCUGGCCCGGGCCCAGCAGGCCCUCUGCCCUAAGGGAGUCCCACGGGUCUGAGCCUCCACAGCUUUUUGGAGAAUAAAAUUUGUAUCGAAGUGG